Messenger RNA from Blepharisma stoltei, 2253 nucleotides. The record is from the annotation of a GenBank genome assembly. Lineage: Eukaryota; Ciliophora; Heterotrichea; Heterotrichida; Blepharismidae.
AUGGUCAAAAAUAUCAAACCAAGCAUACAACGAGAAAAAGGCAAGACCAAACACAAUUCGCGUAAACUGGAUUCUCGGCAAGCCUCUAACGCCUUUAGCUCACGUCGAUCUCGUAUAUCCCGCUCUUGUAAUUGCUGCAAAGAGAAAGGAACUUUAUUGCCUUGCACAAUUUGCUCACAAGCUUAUCACCUUACAUGUCUCGGUGUCUCUGAGCUAGAUGUCUCUUUUUUGCAUUGGGUCUGUAUUUCAUGUGCUGACAACUUUGAAAAAAGGCUCAUAGAAGAGGAUACAAGGCUUGUUAAAGCCCAAGCAGCUGAAAAAGAGUCUUGGGGGAAGAAGCUUUAUCAGAAACUUAUGAGGACAGAAGCCGAUACACUGAUGAAAAGAUUUAAAAAUAAGCACCCAGAUUUAGUCAAGGGAGGAAAAAUCGCAUAUCCUAUAGAUGAUACGCUUAUAUGGAAAAGCCCAGAGCUGCAUGAAGUUGAAGAGAAUGACCCUCCACUGCCAAAAGCUUAUAAUAUAAAUCCAGAGAUAUUGGGAGAAAUUCUUUUUAUAUGCGAUUUUUUAUUUACUUAUAAAGAAUUAUUACAAGUUCCUAAAGUAGGAAUUGACGUUCUUUAUAACGCUCUCAACACACAGCAUGAAAAUAAAAUUGUAAAAGAUUUACACAUAGGGCUGCUCAGACCUCUUGUCGCAAAGAUGAUUAAAAAAGACAAUAUCGAUAAAAAAAUGAGCAGAGGUCUCAGCUAUUUGCUGUGUAGAGCACAAAAAAUAGCAAACUUAGAAGACAUUAUGGACACUUCAUAUUUGAUUUUAUUAGAAAGCAUCUUUUCUUCAGGCUUGUGAAAUGAAUUUACCGAGGAUUCAGAGCCAUUUACGCAGAAAUUUGAACUAUUUCCACUCUCAAUUUGUUAUUAUGAAAAAUACACUUUACAAGAAAAAAUCCAAAUGAUCGCUUUGCUUAUCAGCAUGCUAUUAGACUCUAUCCAAUUUUAUCAAGAAAUCACCAAAAGAAUGGAAAAAAUAGAAAUCCUUCGCAAAGAAAAGCACGAUAUCCAUAUGCAGCUGAAGACUUUGCAAAAAGGGAAUAAAGUGAGCCUUGCUAGUACAGAAGUUUCAAACAUUAAUGACAGACUAGAAAAAGUUUUAUUAGAAAUGAAAGAUAUUAGGACUCGAUCUGAAUGUAUAGGCAAAGAUAGACAUUAUAAUGAAUAUUAUGUAUUCCCAUGAGAAAGAAAAUUAUUAUUCGUUAAGCGUUAUAAACCAAUUGAAGGAAAAGGAAAAGAAUCAGAGACAGGUUAUUGAUACUAUUAUAAUACAAAAGAAGAGGUAGAAUUGUUAAAGAAAUGGCUAUGUGAUAAAGGAAUCAGAGAAACAAAGCUGUCACUUGGCUUGGAAAAAUAUUUAUUUGAGCUAACUCCUCAUACUAAUGGUGAAGGAGAAUCUACAUCAAGCGAAGGUGACCUUGGGGAAACUGAAAAAGAAGGAAAAUUGGAAAACUCUGCAUAUAAGCUAGAAGAUUUAAAACAAAAAAUGAAAGAAGCAUACACAGCGACGCUGAACACACUUGGGAUUGGGAAUUCUGAAGUAAUGGACCAAAUUGAUGCAGCAAAUAAUGCAGAUCAGCUUAAAGAAGCUUUUAUUUCUUUAUCAAACUGCACAGGAUCAAAGCCAAUUGAAGCAGUUUCAGAAGAUUUGCCGAUAAAAAAAGCAAAAGUUGAGAUUUUUAUUUGGGAGGAUUAUGGAGACCUUUUUCAGUUUUAUUCACAAUAUUUAUCAGGUGUUGAACAAUUCCAAGAACUUUUCUUAUGCUUCCACAUAUUUGCAGCAGUUCUUUAUAGGUAUCUGGAAGCUCAUCAGCCAGAAAUUCCACCCGAAGAGACUUCAUAUAGCAUAGCAAGAAGAUCGUACCGUCUGGAAAGACUUAUAUUGUAUUAUAUUGAAUAUUCAUAUAAAAUAUUUAUUUACUUUAUAAGGAUAAAAUGUAGAGAUUCACUGGGAUUUAAAUUAUAGUAGAAUAGGAAACUACAGCAAAUAGAAGACGAAUUUCGCAACCAAGAACAAGUCUGCUAUGUAUGUGGAGAAGCAGGGCUUAUUAUCUGCUGUGAUGGAUGCCCAAAAGUCGCUCAUCAAGCAUGUGCAGGCCUUGACGAAAUUCCUGAUGGAGACUGGUUUUGCUCUGAGUGUGUGAUGAAAGCAGAAACAAUGCGCGUUACUCGUCAUAGAGCUAGGCUUACUAAAUGUAGAAAUUAA